AUGCCUCUAGUAACCCCAGCACAACUCAUAAAACUUCAGUCUUGUCCCGAAAAUAUACGCAACAUUUGCAUUCUCGCCCAUGUGGAUCACGGAAAAACGACACUGUCCGACUCUCUUCUUGCCUCCAAUGGCAUUAUUUCGAGCAAGCUUGCCGGAAAAGUCAGAUAUCUUGACAGCCGUGAAGACGAGCAAGAAAGAGGAAUUACUAUGGAAGCUAGUGGCAUUUCAUUGUACUUCCAAGUGUUACGUAAAACGGAAGAAGUGGGCGCAGAAACUGUCACAAAUUCUCAUGAAUAUCUUAUAAAUCUUAUUGAUUCUCCUGGACAUAUUGAUUUUUCCAGUGAGGUGUCGACAGCAUCAAGAUUAUGUGAUGGCGCAUUAAUUCUUGUGGAUGCUGUUGAAGGCGUCUGUUCACAGACUCAUACUGUGCUUCGUCAAGCUUGGGUUGAGAAUGUUAAACCUGUGCUUGUCUUAAAUAAAAUUGACCGUCUAAUUACUGAACUUAAAUUGACGCCUCUGGAAGCAUACAUUCAUCUUAACAAAAUACUUGAACAAGUAAAUGCUAUCGUGGGCACCUUCUUUGCAGGCGAUGUACUUGAAGAAGAGACGAGACGGCAUGAUGCUGAAAAGGAAAGGAUAUUACGUGAAGGGAAUACUUCCGAAAUAGAAAUGAGCAUAACAGAAAUGUCAUUAGAAGAGCGUGACGACUCCAAUAUAUACUUUACACCCGAAUCCGGAAACGUAAUCUUUUCAAGCGCCAUAGAUGGCUGGGCAUUCAGAGUAGAACAAUUUGCAGAGAUUUACGCUUCUAAACUUAAUAUUAAGAUGAAUUUGCUUCGAAAAAUUCUUUGGGGCGAUUAUUACCUUGACCCAAAGACGAAACGUAUUCUGCAGAAUAAACAUUUGAAAGGUCGUCAUUUGAAACCGAUGUUUGUUCAGUUUGUGCUUGACAAUAUAUGGGCUAUUUAUGAUGCUGUCAUUUUGAACAACAAUCGAGAAAAAAUUGAAAAGAUUGUAAAGACACUGAAUCUCAAGGUUCUUCCAAGAGACAUGCGAUCUAAAGAUACAAGAGCUUUAUUGACCUCAAUGUUUUCUCAAUGGUUGCCACUCUCUAACGCGCCUAGACGUCUUCCGCGGAUGCUUUAUCCCCAUUCUAAUUCUCCGGAGAAGUCUAAAGAUGAUAUAGAGCAUGCAAUAUAUACAUGCGAUUCUAGUGAUACAGCACCCAUCAUUGCUUAUGUUUCGAAGAUGUUUGCUGUGCCCUUUGAAUUACUGCCCGAAAAUAAAAGAAAACAAUUCACUGCAGAAGAAUUAAGAGAAAGAAGAGCGCAGAGAAAUGCUCAAAAAGAAAUAAAGACUUCUACCGAACUAUCAACGAAUCAUGAGCUUCACGAAAGCGUAGAAAAUGAACAAUCAAAAUCAGAAGCAACCAACGAGACAUUUAUUGGCUUUGCACGUCUGUAUUCCGGGUCUAUUCGAGUUGGUCAAAAACUCUUUGCUCUUAAACCAAAAUAUGAUCCCACAUAUCCGGAAAAGUAUUGCACCGAAUUCACGGUACAAAACUUAUACAUGUUAAUGGGGCGAGAACUUGAAUUACUUCAGGAAGUUCCCGCAGGAAAUGUGUUUGGGAUCGGUGGGCUAGAGGGCCAUAUCUUAAAGAAUGGUACCUUGAGCAGUACUAAAUCAUGCAAGAGUCUGGCUGGUGUAGCGCUUGAAUCUGCACCUAUUGUUCGCGUGGCGCUUGAACCUACAGAACCAUCUGAAAUGCCAAAACUUAUUGAAGGUCUUCGUCUUCUUAAUCAAGCUGAUCCGUGUGUCGAAAUUCUUGUCCAAGAAACUGGUGAACACGUGAUUCUCACUGCUGGCGAAGUCCAUCUUGAGCGUUGCCUCAAAGAUUUAAAAGAUAGAUUUGCAAAGAUAGAAAUUCAAGUUUCUCCUCCAAUUGUUCCGUUCAGAGAAACAAUUGUAAACGCCCCAGAAAUACAGUCUAUCAAAGAUAAAGAUCCCAAUAUCCCACAUGGCCUAAUUACAUUACAAACAACGAAUAAAUAUUGUACUCUUAAAGUGCGUACAGUACCCUUACCUUCUAACGUGACCUCAUUCUUGAACGAGAAUGCAAUCACAGUCAAAGCCAUGUUAGAAGAACGACAGUGGCGCAAUAAAUCCGAUCUUUUGGCCGGAGAAGAAGAUGAAGAAGCGUUAAAAGAAGUGGCAAUAAAAAAGGAACGUGUUUUACCGCCUGAAGAAUUCUUUGAGCUUUUGGAAGCAGAGUUUGAGAAAGCUUCUGAUAAGGAUAUUUGGAAAGACGUAGUCGAGAACAUAUGGGCGUUCGGUCCAAAACGCGUCGGUCCUAAUCUUUUAAUUAAUCAUGUACCUAAUUACAUUCGAAAAUCAUGGCGCAGAAGUCUCAUCGACUCAAAGCUCUCCAACUCAACACAAAAUGGCAGCUUAGGAAUUCCUGCAGGCGGUGGUGAAACAUUAAGUGAAAAUAUCAAUAACAAGCAAUUGACAAUAAAAGAUUUCGAAGAAGCUGUUCAUACAGGUUUUCAAUUGGCCACCAAAGCUGGUCCACUUUGUGCUGAACCGUUGAUGGGAGUCGCAUAUUUUGUCGAGGACUUUUUAAUAGAUACUGAAAAUGCAAGUUGGGAACUAUCCGAAGUGCGCUCUAAAAUAGGUGGUCAAGUAAUGACCACAAUGAGAGAUGCAUGCAGACAAGGAUUCCUGGAGUGGUCACCAAGAUUAAUGUUGGCAAUGUAUUCGUGUGAUAUUCAAGCUACAACUGAGGUUCUUGGCAGAGUUUACGGCGUAAUAUCUCGGCGACGUGGUCGAAUCACUUCGGAAGAGUUGAAAGAAGGCACUCCGUUCUUUGAAGUACAUGCUCUUAUGCCGGUUAUAGAAAGUUUCGGAUUUGCUGAUGAAAUACGAAAAAGGACUUCUGGUGCUGCUAGUCCUCAAUUGAUAUUUAGCGGAUUCGAGAUGCUUGACGAAGAUCCGUUUUGGGUACCGACUACUGAAGAGGAAUUGGAAGAUCUUGGGGAAAAGUCUGAUCGUGAAAAUCUUGCUAAAAAAUAUAUGGAGAGAGUUCGUAAGAGAAAGGGCAUGUUUGUCGAGCAAAAAAUAGUGGAACAUGCUGAAAAGCAAAGGACGAUCAAGAAACGAUAA
Messenger RNA from Ambispora leptoticha, 3162 nucleotides. The record is from the annotation of a GenBank genome assembly. Lineage: Eukaryota; Fungi; Glomeromycota; Glomeromycetes; Archaeosporales; Ambisporaceae.